AUGAAGAAAACAUUAGCUAGUUCAUUCAGUAAACCUGAGGAUAAGAUUGGAUAUUGUACAUUUUAG
Molecule: messenger RNA, 66 nt
Organism: Spirodela intermedia
Lineage: Eukaryota; Viridiplantae; Streptophyta; Magnoliopsida; Alismatales; Araceae
Source: the annotation of a GenBank genome assembly